Messenger RNA from Solenopsis invicta (red fire ant), 1356 nucleotides. RefSeq names its product cysteine dioxygenase type 1. Lineage: Eukaryota; Metazoa; Arthropoda; Insecta; Hymenoptera; Formicidae. Gene Ontology annotation, molecular function: ferrous iron binding; cysteine dioxygenase activity. The transcript has 5 exons. Gene Ontology annotation, biological process: L-cysteine catabolic process. Bases 338 to 1039 code for a protein of 233 amino acids. The record is from RefSeq and is a predicted model, not a curated record.
CGUUGUACUAGACCGGUACCAGCUGUAGGCGAGCAAAGACAGCGGAGGUAGUACGGAUUAGUACGUUCGCGCAGUUAGUGCUCGGCGGCCUGUAGAGGCUAAGGACGUCCGUAUAAAUUUCUCGUCUUCCCUUCGCUUUCGAAGCCGCGUCUUCGCAUUCAGCGAGCCAAGCGAGUACGACGCUCCCGUUUUAAACGUUCACGGCUUUCCGGCGCUUAAGUAUCUUCCCGCUGUGCGAUCGGACGUCCUUCCCCGUGCCCGCGGGAAAGUAGAGAGAAACUUUUGCCGAUUGAAUAGAGUCGCCGAAGUGUCGAGAUACCGCCGCGUCGACUGAAAAAUGGAGAUUUGCAAUCGGGAGGACCGACUGUACGAUGUGCCGUAUGGAAAAGCGUCGCGCCUCGUUGAGAACGGGGAGAAACUCCGGCCGGAGAAAGUUUCCACCCUGCGGGAACUUAUAGAUGCGCUGCACGAGGCCUUCAAGACGGAUCAUGUGAAUAUCGAUCACGUUCAGGACCUGAUGAUGAGCUACAAGAGCAAUCACGCGGAGUGGAAGAAAUUCGCCAAGUUCGACAGAUACAGAUACACAAGGAACCUGGUUGACGAAGGAAACGGCAGGUUCAAUCUCAUGGUGUUAUGCUGGGGGGAAGGUCACGGGUCAGCCAUACACGAUCAUGCUAACGCGCACUGCGUGAUGAAAAUUCUUCAGGGGAAACUGUGCGAGACGAGGUACGCGUGGCCCGCGGGGACUGUUUCUGAGACGGAAGAGAACGUGGAGGAGCUCAAGGAACUCGAGAGGAACACGCUUGAUAUGAACGAGAUUUGUUAUAUCAAUGAUUCGCUGGGUUUGCACCGCGUUGAAAAUCCAAGUGCAAUGAAUCCCGCGGUCUCCCUGCAUCUGUACUCGCCACCAUUCUCGUCGUGCUCAGUCUUCAACAAGCAAACCGGGCAAAAGUCUACGUGUAAGGUCACAUUCUGGUCCAAGUAUGGGGAAAGAAGGAACCGGGAAAUUCAAGACGCCAGAUCUCCCGAGGAUAACUAAUCGGAGCAAGAAACACCACCAGCAAUUAAGCGUCGGCGAUAUUCUAAUCGGGUGCGGAACACGAUUUGCAUCAUCUCGGAUUGGACCUGGCUGUUCAAUUUGCAUAAAUUAAGUUAGAUAAAUAUCUUUAACGAUUGUGCUAUUACUAUUGUCCAAUUUUCAUUGUACGUAAUCAUUUUUAAGUACUUAAAUCUAUUUGUAAGAACCUGUAGAUUUUUAAGUAAGACCUACUUGUACGUGCAUUUCGUAUCUUUUUUUUUUAAAUAAGUUAAAUUACUAUAAUCAAAUACAAAUAAAGCACAUAAAAGAAGAGAGGA